GUCUCUUUAAAAAAUAAAUAAAUACUUAAAUUAUGUAAUUUCCACAAAUUAUAAUAUCACGGUGUGGUCAGGGAAACCCUAGCCACACGAGUUUCCUUUUUCUCCCUUUCUUACUAAAAGCCCCAAACCCCAAACUCGAAACCCUCGAUUCGGUUCUCCCAGAACGACAAUUACAAAAAGCAGCAGAGAAACUCUCCCAGAAGUUUCAAUUUUCUGAUUUCGGUGAGAGAAAAAGAGAGCGAAGAAAAGAUGUUUCCAGGAAUGUUUAUGAGGAAGCCUGAUAAGGCUGUGGCUCUGAAGCAGCUUAAGACCCACGUCCUCAUGUUCGGAUCAUGGGUCGCCGUCAUCCGAGUCACCCCUUACAUUCUUCACUACCUAUACGGAGAAAAAGAUGAGCUCACACUCGAACUUUAAAGUUCGUUCCCAAGGAGAGUGAGAGGAAUGGCUUUGCAUUGGAGAAUUUAGUGAAUUAUUUAUUUUCUUUCACCCAUUUUACAGCUAUUGGGAACAUUACAAGUCCAACAUUGUCAAAUGCCUGAGGUCAUUUUUCCUUGAGCAUUUGGAGGCGAAAACUGUUUCUGGGUCAACUUUGUGACUAGUAGAUUAGCUUUUGGAUUAAAAUAUAAGUUUGUUUCGAUCUUUGAUGCCAUAAAGAUUACUUGAUUGACCUAAAUGCGAAGAUAAAGUACUGUGUUUACUUGAUUGACCUAAAUGCACAGCUCUUCUUUUCAACUUGAAUGAACAAAUUUGGUUGUUUUAUUUGACACAUAAGUAAAGAACUGUGUAUUCCGUGUUUA
Humulus lupulus (European hop) is the source of this 797-nucleotide messenger RNA. RefSeq names its product mitochondrial import receptor subunit TOM6 homolog. NCBI's taxonomy places the organism in Eukaryota, Viridiplantae, Streptophyta, Magnoliopsida, Rosales, Cannabaceae. Bases 250 to 414 code for a protein of 54 amino acids. The transcript is spliced from 2 exons. Gene Ontology annotation, cellular component: mitochondrial outer membrane translocase complex. The record is from RefSeq and is a predicted model, not a curated record.